Brettanomyces nanus is the source of this 1170-nucleotide messenger RNA. RefSeq lists its product as uncharacterized. The coding region runs from base 1 to 1170 and encodes 389 amino acids. The transcript has a single exon. The record is from RefSeq and is a predicted model, not a curated record. Lineage: Eukaryota; Fungi; Ascomycota; Pichiomycetes; Pichiales; Pichiaceae.
AUGCUUGCAAAUAGGUUACGCAGUAUCUCAGUGAUACAGGUGAGAAGCUAUGUUUCUUUAGGUGGAGAGGGUAAGCCGUUGGAUGAUUUAAUGAGCAAAUUGAGUAAUAUAACAAAGAAUGCCAAUGAAGAGAGGUUAAAAAAUAAGUCUUCCGGUAGCAAUGGAGAUAAGCAGUAUCAAAGAAAGAAGGAGGCCAAGAAGGCUACUAUUCAACGUAAGAGAUCGAGAUUUUCCAGGAAUAAUGGUGGAAAUGACGAUAACCGAGGUAACAGAAGACGAAAUUAUGGCAAUGGAAAUGGGAGCCGAAACGGUGGAAGAAACUACGAUGGUAACAGAUCGAGGGGUGGUCAGAAAUUGAAUUUGGAAGCUCAAACUGCCAAGGCUGAGGCCAAUGUUAAGGCGAUUUAUGAGCAUUUAAUGAGGACUAUGGGUACUAAUGGAAAAGGUGACGGUAACGAUACCAUGGCAAAUAAAAGUGUUCUCGACAUUUUCAUGAAGAUGGAAAAAGUGAAAGAGAAAGACUUAAACGAGGAGGAGGGAAAGGCAAGAAGUGAGUUCAUUAGAAGAAAACUUAGAAGUGAAUUGCAGCCACUUGGAUACUCCCACAAGAGCGUGAAGAAAGGUCUUGCUAACCAGGAGUUGCUUAGACGGUUGAGUAGUCUACAGGACUAUUCGAAAGGAUACUCCAUAUACCAGCCAGAAUUUCCUAAUGUGGCAGAGCUUCAACUAACCAAGACUAAGAUUGCAUAUAGUGCCAACAACCGAGUUCUACUAGCGUUGGAACAGAUUGCAGCCAUAAGGGGUUAUAAGUUGAAGGAUACGUACAAGAUGCAGCCGAUUUUACCUGCCAGUGCCAAUCUAUAUCCAUUCUGCAAUACUUUGAUUCCUGGUAACCUGGCAAGACCGAAAUCGGAUCUCAGAAGCUUUGACGAUGUCCCAGAAUCAGAGAUUAGAGCUACAAUCAAUUAUACUGUUAGAGGGAUAAGACCGGAGUUAAAGGUGGAUCCUAAGAAGCAAUAUAAAACACCCCAAAUGGAGCUAAAUGCUCACGUGGUGGUCAACUCCUUGAACAGUAAUGCUCAGCUGAAAGUUGAUAAUAUCCACCUUCCUAUGAGCAAGGUUCUUAUAGGCGAUGGUAAGCUUAGUGAGCUUCCCAAAAAGCAAAAUUGA